GUAGCCUAACCGUGAGUUGUGGUUGAAAUCUUGAGGAACUGCUAUUUUGCGAUUGCUAAAGGGAUUCGAUAAUGGGAUGGAUUUGGAGAGACGAUGAUGACGGCCAACAAAUGUCUUCGCGUGACAUUAGCGAAUUUGGGAGAUCUGACUCUCCUACCCAGGAUCGUUGUUCCACCAGAAAGGUUGUGAAAUCCCAGUGCAGAACAGAGGAGGUCGAACCUGGAAGAUUCGUCAGGAAGUGCGAGAAAACAGAAGAGGUCCUCAGGGAUUGUAUUGGAAAGCCUGUUGAAGUAAUUCAAUCGAACAAGGAGUUUACUGAAGAAGAUGUCACUGAUGCGGUUCAGAGGGGAGGGUCAUUCAUGUUUGGAUCACCAGGGCUGCAAAGUGACAUUGAGGCCCUUGAACGCAACUUCUUUGGAGGCGUCAGUCGUUUUUUCGAAGCAGCUGAAGAAAUGAGCAAUGGCUUCUUUGAUGUGUUUACAAGGGCUCCACGAAUAUUUGAUGGGGACUCAUCCUCCUCCAUGAAGAAGGGGAUACCUAUUGAAGAAUUUCCUCGACAGGAAGCCUCGUCUAAACCCAAACCCAAAGAGUACGGAUCAAUAGAUGCCGAUCUAUCUGGAUUGGCUCAGGAUGUUUGAAUAGAGCCACUGACGUAAUAUUAAUACAUGUCGGCCUUUCGGAUAUGCUUAGUGUUUGAUAGUGGACUGUGGAAGCGCAGACUAGACAAGAAUCUAUUCCAAUAACAUGUUUCUUCUGCGUUGAUUUUUCACAUUUUCCUUGCUUGUCUGGCCACUGAUUUCGUAUAGGAAUUAGGUUUCCGACUUUUUGAAUGAGCAUCUUCCAAGUUCCUAUCUGUUUCCCUAAAAAAUGUGGAUUGGGCAUCACAGCUUGCCCCGAAUUUUCCAGACGAUUGUGUCUGUACUUUUCUUAAAGGCGGAGAAAAGAUUGGGUCAAA
This is a messenger RNA of Neltuma alba, 955 nucleotides long. RefSeq lists its product as uncharacterized. Lineage: Eukaryota; Viridiplantae; Streptophyta; Magnoliopsida; Fabales; Fabaceae. The record is from RefSeq and is a predicted model, not a curated record. The coding region runs from base 72 to 638 and encodes 188 amino acids. The transcript has 2 exons.